Malania oleifera is the source of this 2023-nucleotide messenger RNA. RefSeq lists its product as uncharacterized. The coding region runs from base 436 to 1461 and encodes 341 amino acids. Gene Ontology annotation, molecular function: RNA binding; 3'-5' exonuclease activity. Lineage: Eukaryota; Viridiplantae; Streptophyta; Magnoliopsida; Santalales; Ximeniaceae. Gene Ontology annotation, biological process: nucleobase-containing compound metabolic process. The transcript is spliced from 10 exons. The record is from RefSeq and is a predicted model, not a curated record.
AUUCUCCUCCUCUCUCCCUCUAAUAAAAGCAUUGAAAUUUUAUUUUAAGAGAAGAAAAGAAAACCCACUAGGCUUUUAUAUAUGGGAGGAAUGUUGAUAAUUUACUGCUCCCAAGAAACCUACACUUAGAAAAAAUUAUUUUUUAUAGCAGAAAAAAAACCAAAAAACAUAAAAAAAACAGUCAGAGAGAUGAAAAAGAAGAAGAAGCCUAACUCACCUCCUCAUUUAAGCUCAACUUUAAUAUCUUUAAUAAUAUAGAUAUGACAUUCUAUUCAUGCAAGAAGGUGUCUUAUGGUGGAAUGUUAUAUUGCUUUCUAGACAGACUUAAAGCACAGGUGAAAUUGUCCAGACUCCUAAGGGAAACAAAAAAAAUUAAAGCUUGAGCCCCAGCGGGCUCGACGGAGAGUUUUUGAUCUGUUUGGAUGGUCCGAUCACAUGGCUUCAGAUCCCUCCUCUCAUCAGGCACACGUUCCUUUGCCUUUACACCCAGGUGAUAGGCUGCUAGACCACGAAACACACUUCUCACUGGUUCCUAUCCACAUUGUUACUCAUGCGUCUCAACUCCCAAUUGAAUUCCUUGAGCCCUCUCCUGAAAAGCAAUUAGUUAUUGGAUUUGACUGUGAAGGUGUUGACCUUUGUCGUUAUGGAACUCUUUGUAUCAUGCAGCUUGCUUUUCCAGAUGCCAUAUAUUUGGUUGAUGCCAUCCAGGGAGGAGAGAUGCUUAUGAAAGCCUGUAAGCCUGCACUUGAGUCUAGUUACAUCACAAAAGUUAUUCAUGACUGCAAAAGAGAUAGUGAGGCAUUAUAUUUUCAAUUUGGCAUCAAGUUGCAUAAUGUUGUUGAUACUCAGAUUGCUUAUUCUUUGAUAGAGGAGCAAGAAGGACAUACAAGAUUGCCAGAUGAUUAUAUAUCUUUCGUCGGCCUCCUUGCGGACCCACGUUACUGUGGAAUAUCUUAUCUGGAGAAGCAAGAAGUUCGUGUCCUUCUAAGGCAGGACCCUGAAUUUUGGACAUGCAGACCAUUGUCUGAACUGAUGGUCCGUGCAGCAGCAGAUGAUGUCCGCUUUCUUCUGUAUAUCUAUCACAAGAUGAUGGAAAAAUUAAGUCAACGAUCCUCAUGGUAUCUUGCAAUUCGUGGUGCACUUUAUUGCCGUUGCUUUUGCCUCAGCGAUAAUAACUUUGCAGAUUGGCCAUCUCUUCCUCCAAUUCCAGAUAGCCUAGUUGUGGAGGAGAAUGCCCCAGCGGAAGAAAUCCUUUCAGUUCUUGAUGUUCCUCCGGGAAAAAUGGGACUUGUUAUUGGAAGAAAAGGAGCUUCCAUUUUGUCAAUAAAGGAAUCUUGCGAUGCAGAAAUUCUCAUUGGAGGUGCCAAGGGUCCACCAGACAAGGUGUUCGUCAUAGGAUCUGUUAAGCAGGUGAGGAAAGCAGAAGCCAUUUUAAGGGGGAGAAUGCUGGAAAUGUUUUAGGGACUGGAUUCUGCAGUGCUUCUCUUCAUCAAAUUCUCUAUAAUAAAAACUGCUGUUUCCAGAAACUGAGUUUUUCUGCUUUGACUUUCUUAGUCCCGACCUCUCUAUUCAGAUGUACAGAAGUUAAUCAGUUUCUUGGCUAUGGUGCUGCUGCCUUUAUUUUAUUAUCAACCUGUGUUUCCAUUGGAGGUAAACAUCAAACUUGGCGAGUAACGAGGAUCGUUGCGGUUUCCCUAACGCUUUUAAAAACCAAACUAGUGGUUAAACAUUAUCACAUUACUUUCCUGCCCAGAUGAUGCUAAAUUCUCACCAUUGAAUGUCAAGAAGAAAAUUAAGUAAAAAGGGUACAGUUGACAGGAUGAGGGCAUUUCAUGCCGAGGCAUUCUUGUUCAAUGUGACCAACACUGAAACUGUUAGAGAUGAUAUACCAAAAUGGAGCGUUGGGAAGCUGAAUUUAGAUGUAUUUCUGUAGCGAAAUAAGUUCCCAUUUGUAAACAGAUUUUUCUCUUUAGAAGAAAAAUCAGCAAGGUUUGUUCUAUUAAUGAGAAUAUAAUCUGAACAA